Molecule: messenger RNA, 10929 nt
Organism: Crotalus tigris (Tiger rattlesnake)
Lineage: Eukaryota; Metazoa; Chordata; Lepidosauria; Squamata; Viperidae
Gene: PITPNM3
Product: PITPNM family member 3
Exons: 20
Coding region: 806-3721 (971 amino acids)
Biological process (GO): phospholipid transport
Cellular component (GO): cytoplasm
Molecular function (GO): phosphatidylinositol transfer activity; phosphatidylcholine binding; metal ion binding
Source: RefSeq, a predicted model, not a curated record
AGUCAAAGAUUACCUGUAUCUUUAAUUUCAACAACCCAGAUUCCUUGGGAUUUCCUACAGCAAGGGUAUUGCCAUAAUUCCAGAACUGGAAAGAUAAAUGCAUUGAGUUCAUUCACACAACACAACAUGGUUACUGAAUUUGCCCGUACUGUGAGUUUGCACAAUAUACCGCUGUCUAACUGUCUUAUAACCUGAUCACUUCCCAUUCCAGCCAAGCUUAACAUAUCAAACGAACACAGCCAUCGCUAAAUUUUCUUUCAAGCCGGUUGUGCAGACAUCCCUUUGAGAAUGCGCUCUGUACAUGCUCAGGACCUCCUUCUUGCUCUGGACACGGAAGAUCCUCCCAUCGAGUUUGGUCUCAACGACGCGUGGGGCAGAGUGAGAAGAGCCGCUGCGAGGGCGCCGAUCCCUCUUCCGGCCCUCCGCCGGUGCUUUGCCACAGGGGCGUGACAGCGGGUGCAGCUUCUCCAACUCAAGGUUUCUGCCUGGCUGCGCGGCGGCUCAACCUGCAGCUGCUGCAGCAGCCCUGCGCCACCGGGAGGGUGCCGUCAGUUUGGGGCCUCGGCUCGGGGUGGGUCGGCAGCCCCUCCCCAGCCGCUUAAGGAGACCUCUCCCCUCCCCGCGAAUUGGCGGCUGUGCCUUUAAAGGAAGGGGGGCGGCGGUGCGAACAGCAGCAGCUCCUCCAGCGCUGAGCGGGAGCCUCUGUCAGGCCGGGGAUCGAGACGCAGUUUCUCCGCUGGAGACGGCGCGCAAGCGGCCAGGAGAGGCGAACGGGGAGGCGCUGCGCUGGACAGCAUAAGAGGCGAUGGCGACCGACCCGCCGCCGCCGCCGCGCCCAGUUGGAUUGCACAAGUUUGGCUCUCAGUGGCCCAUGGAAGGCAUCGACUCUGUGGAAAGCUCUGAUGAUGAAUUCUUCGAUGCACGAGAGGAGGUGGCUGAAGGGAAGAAUGCCAUUCUUCUGGGGAUGAGCCAGUGGAAUUCCAAUGACUUGGUGGAGCAGAUCGAGACAAUUGGAAAGUUGGAUGAAAAUCAAGGUGAAGACCCCACUUUUUGCUCAUCAGGUGUUCUACAGGAAAAGCAACGGGAGUUGUACAGAGCCUCCCUGAGGAAACAUCGCUAUCCUGCACAAGGCAGCAUUGAAAUCCAUGAGGACACUGAGGAAGGAAGUCAGUUGUGCAACUGCAGAACACGUGUCCUGAUUCUUGUCCUUCAUGGGGGCAACAUCCUAGAUACUGGAACAGGGGAGCCCAGCAGCAAGAUGGCUGAUGUUAACACCUUCACAUCUGUAUUUGAAAAAGUGACCCAGGCCCACUUCCCUUCCUCACUCGGCCAUAUUGUAAUCCGACUUGUUCCCUGUCCAGCUGUCUGCUCUGAAGCUUUCUCCCUCAUGGCAAACCUGAAUCCUUACAGUUAUGAUGAGACAUCUCUAAGUAGCAGUGAAGAUCACAUCCCGCUGGCUGCCUUGCCCUUGUUGGCGAUCUCUUCUCCUCAGUACCAGAAUGCAGUUGCCAUGGUGAUCAGCCGAGCCAACCAAGUUUAUAAUGAAUUUCUUGGAUCUCCUGAUGGGGCAGGCUUUAAUGGGCAGGUGUGCCUUGUGGGAGACUGUGUGGGAGGAAUGUUGGGCUUCGAUGCCAUUUGUUAUAGCACGGGACUAGCAGAUGAAAGCCAAGUCAGCAGCAGAAGAGGCAGCACCAGCAGUGUUCAGGAUAAACCUGUUUCAGCUGAAGAUUCAAAUCUAGAAGACCUCAAGCGCCUCAGCAAAAGUAAUAUUGAUAUCUCAGGAAUAAUGGAGAAUGAAGAGUCCAGACAACCAUUGCCUCGGAAGCAAAGUGAUUGCUCCAAUUAUGACUGUGAUAGCAUAACAAACCAUCAUGUUUUCCUAUCCAGCAUCCACUCAACAAUGCUGAAUGAGGAUGCAGAGUUUCCCCCAACGAACACUUCAAGCACGUUGGAUGUUAAUUUGGGGCGAUUUGAAUUUGAAGUCUCUGAUUUCUUCCUCUUUGGUUCACCCCUUGGUUUGGUGCUGGCUAUGCGGAGGACAGUCCUGCCCAGUCUGGAAGUCUGCCAAGUACAUCCAGCCUGCAGCCAAGUUUACAGCCUCUUCUACUCAGCUGACCCCUCUGCCUCCAGACUGGAGCCAUUAUUAGAGAAUAAAUUCCACCUUCUGCCUCCCUGUACUGUACCAAGAUACCAGAGGUACCCCUUAGGAGAUGGAAGAUCCCACCUCUUAGCUGAUACACUCCAGUACCAUAGCAGCCUGUUUGUUGAAGAUAGUUGUGCAAAGUCACCCUUCAUGCAAGAGACUUUGGCACUUCCAAAUGCUGUACAAGGGAAAGUGCGAAGAGGGAGCCUGGGCAGCAGCAACAGUGAGAGCUCUGGCUCAACGGAGAGCUUAUUGUCCAGCAGCAUAGCAAACAUAACUUCCAAAUGGUGGGGAGCCAAGCGAAUAGAUUACGUUUUGUACUGUCCAGAUGUCCUCACAGCCUUUCCUACGGUGGCUUUGCCACAUCUCUUCCAUGCCAGCUACUGGGAAUCAACAGACGUGGUUGCUUUCAUUCUGAGACAGGUGAUGAGGUUUGAAACCAUCAGUGUCAAGGAAAGCAACAGUUUGGAUCCGGUGACUCUCAGUCCUUCAAAUCCCCGAGAAAAAUGGCUGCGCAAAAGAACCCAAGUCAAGCUAAGGAAUGUAACUUCAAACCACAGAUCAAAUGAUAUCAUUGCUGCAGAAGAUGGCCCUCAGUUGCUAGUUGGCCGGUUCAUGUAUGGACCACUUGACAUGGUGGCUUUAACAGGAGAAAAGGUUGACAUCUUUAUCAUAACUGAACCUUCCUCUGGACGCUGGGUCUAUUUUGAUACAGAAAUCACCAAUAGUAGUGGUAGAAUCUCAUAUAACAUCCCCAAAGACAAAAGACUUGCUGUGGGUGUCUAUCCUAUUAAAAUGGUGGUCAGGGGAGAUCAGAGUAAUGCCAUAAGCUACUUGACGGUCCUUCCUCGAGGAAUGGAGUGUGUCGUCUUCAGCAUUGAUGGAUCCUUCGCUGCCAGCGUCUCCAUUAUGGGCAGUGACCCUAAAGUCAGAGCCGGAGCAGUUGAUGUUGUCAGGCAUUGGCAAGAUCUUGGCUACCUGAUCAUCUAUAUUACAGGACGUCCUGACAUGCAGAAGCAACGUGUUGUCUCCUGGCUGUCUCAGCACAAUUUCCCCCAAGGAAUGAUUUUCUUCUCUGAUGGUCUUGUCCAUGAUCCUUUAAGACAGAAAACCAUUUUUCUCCGGAAUCUUGUGCAAGAGUGCCACAUCAAAAUUUGUGCUGCAUAUGGCUCCAUGAAGGACAUUUCUGUGUAUAAUGUCCUGGGUCUUUCCCCCUCUCAGAUUUACAUUGUUGGACGACCAACAAAGAAAUAUCAGACACUGUGCCAGUUUAUCAGCGAAGGUUAUGCAGCCCACUUGGCUUCCCUGGAGUUCAGCCUCCCUUCCCGGACUAAGAAGAACAACUCCCGCAUGAUCCUAAGGAAAGGCAGCUUUGGUCUUCAUUCACAACCUGAUUUCCUGCGCAAGAGGAAUCACCUCCGGAGAACUAUGUCUGUCCAGCAGCCUGACCCACCAUCUUUGACCCCCAAGCCAGAGCGUGCCCAAAGCCAGCCUGAGUCAGAUAAAGACCACGACCGGCAUCUGCCCUCCAUAGUGUGGAUGAGAGGGGGGGUUCAUAAGUUUGAGUCUGUCCCAUAACAAGAGCUGGGAUUGUACCACCAGGCCUCUGGCAUCCUGCAAAGAGCUUGUAGGCGUUUGCUCUUUGAGUUGCACUUGGCAGCUUCAUGGUUCAAAGUGAUGGAGAGGAUUGGAAUUCACAAAGCUCUGGCAGCUUCUGUCUCCCCAGGGGAACUUUCUGUUUGUUCCUCUUGUUUGUAUCCACUCAUGAAACAUUGAAAGUAGAGAAAAUGAUUUGCCCCAACCGUAAGAGGGUGAUGCUGGACAGGCAAGUGAGCUUGUGUCUUAAUGUUUACUUUGUAACAAAAAAUGUGCAAUAAAGUGGAGUGGGGAAGCUCCAGCUUAUCUCAGUGAGAAAGGGCCUCACUGACAACCACAUCUGUUUCUCGAAAAGGCAGCCUUCUGAUGAGGCAGCAGUAACAUCUGCAGUUCUUGGGGAAAAUAAGAAACAAAGGGGGGGGGUGCCCAUAGCAGUGCACUGGGGAAUCUCUUGGGUGCCUUAAGCCCAAUAUCUUUUCAUCCAGACAGCUCUAUCACUGGCUCAUCACCAGAGUAGGUCUCAAUUUUACGUAUUUAAUAGAAGCAUCUGUAGAGGCAACACGAAUGUGGAAACCAGUGGUGAAAAAGUUGAGCCCUAGAUUGAGUGUACGAUUACUAUUUUUUAGACAUGACACCUAUCUUCUGUUGGCCACACAAUAGCAUUUUUUGCUCUUUUUGCAGAAAUCCUUAAGUUCUAAAAAAAACCUAAAGAGAUCACCUGCAUCCUUCUGCCACCACCAUCAUAACCCAUAACCCAUCAUAACUGAAGCAACCUUCACUCCUGCUGCUCACAGUGUCUUAUCCUAUGUGUUGAACGUACUAUUGAGCUUCAGGAGACAUAUUUGACUCUGUCCAUAUUCCCAAUGCUUUAAGAGAUCUGUCUGUUGCCAUUUCUGAAUAAAAUAUUUAUCUCAAAUGUUGAGAAGGCAUCAGUUUUCCAUAUGAAGGGGUCCCAUGUCAAAACCUGACAUCUCCAGCUAGGCCUGGUAAAUCCUUUAGAACUGCUGCUAGUCGAUCUAGAUGUAAAAUGAGUUAAUAGAGCAGUGAAGUGAUUCAAAAUAAGGAAGUUUAUUUUGUUCCUAUAAAUGUAUGUAUGCAUAACAUACAUACAUUUCAGAAGUCUCUCACCUCUUUCUCCCACCAUCAGAUGCAGGGUAACUAUAUAAAGUGCAGAGUAAAUGAAACUUCCAUGCAACUCUUGAGAAACAGACUGAGAACUGUGUUCUGGGCCCAAUCCACCUGACCACAGUGGAAGCUGAGCAAUCCCACUCAGCCAUAACUCUGUCACAAGAAAAUACAAUGGAAGAAUGGCAGAGGGAACGAGUCAGAAGAUGGCUAAUGACAUUGUACUACUAAAUACUGGAAUAGAGUACAAUAGCCCAUAUUUCAUAGCAGAAAUAAUAAGCAAAACAUGCCUGUCAUCAGUUCUCAGGCUUGACCAGAAAAGAUAAUAGCACGCAAGAAUCUUACUGUGAAUGGAUUGAGUUUUUUUCUUUAUUUGAAGUAUAUCAAAGAUGGAUGUUAGAAAGCAGAUGGUUCCUACAAUAAUGAAAGGAGAAUGAAAUAUGGCAAAUUGCUUCAUGGCUUAAUUGUUGUACAAUCCUGAGAUUAACUAUUUUCUUGCCUUUAAUAAUUCUGCUUUUGGUAAUACAACAGUGUACCUUUCUUAAGCUGCAGCUACAAAAUUCCUCAGAGAGUUGAUCAAGGGCUUUGUUAAAAAUUUAGUUAUCACUGUCUGAUGGCUAAUGCAAUCUUGAUUUUUCCUGUAUCUUCAAAGCCUUUUCUUCCUAUGGGCAUUUGCACCAGUUGCAUUAUUCUCCUUGCAUAAAAAUUUCUGUAGCAACUGCUCUUCACAGAUUUUGAAUCACUCUGGAAUAUACAUCUGUUUGGCAGCUGAAGACUGCUUAGUUCCAUCUAUAUCUGAUAACCUGUACUGUUAGACUCCAACCGUAUUAAAUUAUUACCAGUCUCUUAGCCUACUUUGGCUUCUCUUCCCCACGGGACAUGAUCUUUUUAAAACUAUCUGCUUCCUCAGUUCUUCCCAGACUCAGGUUGUCAGCUUGAAGUACAGAUAGAAUAUCUGAGUAAUUAUAUGAGAGGAUGACAGUCAGUGAUUAACUUCUCCAUUCUAUCAUAAUGUCAUGUCAUCAAGAACAGGGUGGACAUUUUUAACCUUUUCAGAUUUAGGUUCAUUCUGAGCUCAUCAGAUCAUUUAAUAACAUUCCUUGCUUCUUCAGAUGUUCAAAUGGUCUCUUCCUUAUUUUGCCAUCUACAAAUAGUUACCCAUUAGUUCUCCAAGACAUUAUCCAUAAAUUUGAAACUGCUUUCUGAUUGAGUGCACUGUUUAACCUUCAUGAUUUUGACAACAUGGGAGCAUAAUUCUACUGUCACUAGCCAAGUGUGCAUCACAUUGGUUUAUUUAUCUAUCAAAUGCUGAGCAGCAAAGAUGACAAGAGAAAAGAAGCAGGCAAUGUAAUUAAAACACCAACCCUCCAAGUUGACUUUGACUGAUUUUGAGUACAGAAAGGGCAGGUGUUUUCUGCUUCUCUUAUCUUACCAUUCCAAAGCUUUGAAUCUUACCACGCUGCUUCUUCAUUUUAUCUUUUGCUCCCCUGCAUAUAAAGAAUGCCUCUUUAAUCAUUCUUUUUAUUGUCUUUUUUCUGUUCUUGCAUAGGUAGUAAUAGCAUAUCUGCCAGAAUUGUUAGAUUCAUACAAUAUAUAGUUUUGAUUGCUUAUGCUGUAUAUCAUCAAGUUGGUAGGUAAGCCUAAAAUGGGUAAUCUGCGAUUAAGGCCUUUGUAAGAAUUCACCUGUUAGUUUAACAACUGGUGGGAAUUUGACCAUAAUGUUAACAUGGCUUUCUUUCAUAGUAAUGUUCAAGGUAAUCCAACUGCAUUUAGUGUUUUUAGUGAACCCAGUCAAUAAUUAGCAUCCCUUAGUCAAUCAGAUGGCAUGAGUUUAAAAACCAAAUUAGAUGUAAUCUACUGAGUAAGUUUGCUAUUUUUUUAAAAAAAGAUAGACAUAGACUGUCUUCUCCAAGCAGUUGGGGAUGCAUCUUGGGAAAUAGAGAGGCACUCUCCCUUUGUCUGCUUAUUAGUCCAGGCCUCUGGAUUAAUAUAAAUGCUUCUACACAAGUCAUAUCAAAUCUAGUUAAUGAAACAAGUUAAGGUUGAAGAAGAAUUCCCAAUCAUAUUUUGCAAAAGUGCAUCAGUCAGCAAAAUGGGUGACAUUAUUGAGAGAUUCUGCUAUUACCUGGAGAAAAAUAGAGAGUCUCCAGGGUGUUGUAGCAGAGUCCUUUAUACCAGGUAAUGCAGAGUUAAACACAUCAGCUUUAGCUCAUGUUUAUAGUAAGGAACUAUAGCCCCCAAAUUGUAAGCUUGAAUGCGGUGUAGUCCCCCAUGCUUGUAGGAAUGGGACAGCAUAAUUGCAUCUUGAUAUGUGGCAAAUCCAUAAAGUGUGCAAAUAAUUUUGUAACUGAAUUUAAAUAUAACCUGGUUUUGUACAGUGAGGUUUAUUGGCACCUGAGAGAUUUUAGCAAAACAAAUUUGUUGAUAUUCUUCAAGUACUGUUUAUUUAAAAAUAUACUCCUCUCUUAUUCAUCGCAGACCCUCACAUUUAAUAAUGCUUCUCCUUCCACUGACUUAAUUAUUGCCUCAGGAGGUACUUCCAGGUUAUUUAUGUGAUUCAUUGUAAGCCUUGCUGUCCAAAAGUGGGACAAACAAGAAUGUUCAGACAUGACAAUUAAGGGAUCUCUAUCAAAGAGCUCCUCCUUAUCUCAUUUUAGGCCUGAAGCUUUAAGACAUGGAAAUGCUGGCACUACAUAAAACCAAGAAUGUAUUGUGUUGGCUGAUAUUUUCCAUUCCUAUGUAGGCUGCACCCACAUCCUGUUACUUUUCUCUGUAGUUUUAUAGGAGAUUACCAUGUUCUUCUGAUACUUCUGAAUUCAUCCUGAAAAAUGGAAGACUUGAAAAAGCAACUAGACAACAGGUUGCUUAAACAAGGUUGUGUUAUGUUUUGUCGGAAGCAAAUAGGAUCAAUGCAUUCAGAAUGGAAAUUUGUAGGAAAACUGAAGAUUUGGACAGUUCUAAAACAGUACAAUAAAAAGGAAGGAACUCUUGUGGACUAUCUUGGAAUAGCAGUCUUGGUAUUGGAAUAAUGGAUGUUUGAACAUACUUGGGUAUUAGGACUGAUCCUAAGUUACAUCACUUUAUGGAUUUUGAAUUCAAUCUGUAAGAAACGAUCUGUUGGAUUCCCUAAAAUUACUUCCAUCUACCAGUAUGUCUCUUUCUGAAAAUAAAUAGAAAGGAGAUUCCCUUUCUCCCCAUCCAGGACUGGGACAACCUUAACAUUCUUAAAUGCCUUGUUAACAGUUCCCUUUAUGCUGCUCCCUCCUCCUAUUUAAAAACUUGUUCUUUUUUUAAAAAAAACCAGUGAAUAACAAUGGUGGCUUGUUAAAAUGUGUGUUGUUAUGAGAUGACAUGUAUAUGGUUGUGCUGUGUGUGCAUGUACACUGUGUUUCACAUCAGUGCCAUUGCUAACUUUGCAUAGCAGAAGUUAACUUUUAUAUUACAUGUUUUGUUCAAGGAUUGGCUGUUCUGUUGUAGCAUUGUGAAAAGACCUUUGACUCUGUUCUAGGUAUGAGUAACACUGUUAAUCCAAAUCUGAGCUUUCACAUUUAAGUAGCACUAAAGGAAAUGUUGGUUGGAAGCCUCUGCUGAUACUGAGAGGUGAUCAUUUUUGCUUGACCCAAAUAUUCUGUGGUGUGUCUUUUUUCUGAAGUAGUCUUUGAGUCCACUUGAAUGUUCAAAGAUAGACGUAUCUUCUCAUUCAUUGGCAUUUCCAGAUCAUUUCCUAUUUUUAUGACCUCGCUAGGUGGAAAACCACAUCAUCCAUCGCAUCAUUUGAGUGCAGCGUCUUCUGUGUUGCACCAAGGUGGGGAGGCAGGGAAAAGAAGAAUAGAAAAUGAUAUUCAAAUGGUGCUGGAUGUGAAUGUUUUGCCUGCUUUCUACACAGGGCACUUUUGCUUUGCAGGGUCUCCUUCCAAUUAGCAGAACCAUUAUUGGGAGUGGUGGAUGAUUUCUACAAAGGCAUUCUCUUGCAAAGUAAGACAAAAUGGUUUUAUAACAAUAUCAGGCAGCCAUGUAGGCUGAUUAAGGGUCAUUGAAAAUUGAGUUAAUAAAAGCUCAAUGCUGGGAGAAAUUAACUAUUUCACAUUUUUUUUCUGCUCCCACCACUUGCAUUGAUUAUUACUGUCUCCUAUAUUUGCCAAAAGAAUGAACCCUUCAGACAGCAAAAUGCUAGAUACACAGUUUCUCCUAUCCCUGUUAUAAAGCUGGAACAGAUUUGGUCCCUAAAUUUCUUCCAAAUUCUAAAGGGUUCUGCAACCUUCCAAAGAACCAGAUACCCCAGAAAGCAGGAUAAAAACCAUUUGUGCACCACAUUUGACAUCAUUUGCUAUGCAAAAUCUUUAAUAUUAAUCUGCGAAAGUAUUUAAUACUUAUAUUUGAUUUGUUUAAAUUGUCUUGGAAAGAUGACAUGCAGUUGUUGGCCUAUUAGAUUUCAUGUUAAAAUGGCCCGAAUCAAAAUAAUCUGAAGCAUUAAUAAUUCUAAAUAUUUUCAUAUUUUUAUUUUUUGAGAUGAUAUUUCCAAUGGUCAGGCCAGGUAUGUUGGUUAAUCUCUAGAUACUUUAAAUUUAUACAAAUCUUGGUUUAGUCAGUAGAGUGGUCAUAGGCACAGCUGAGCAAAAGGUACGCCCUUUGCAUAUGGAGAAAUCAAUGCUUAUUUGCCAGAUUCAAAUUUUUUUCCUGCCACUUUUCCAAGUCAACAUAUACCAGGCUGUUUUCUAAUGGCCUUGGGAGGUACAAUGACAUAAUUAUUCCUCCAGGAACUCUGGCUUCUUUCCUUAUCAGUUUUCACUCUUUACAAUCAUAAUUACAAAAUACAAAAUGGCUUUGAUCAUUUUCCAUCUAGAGAUGAAAGGCAAAAUUAGAAACCCCUUGUUUUCUGAGUUAAUUAUGAAUAUUGAUUUCAGAUCUAGUUAUCAGCUCUUCCAAAUGUGAUUUAAUCAUUGAAUUGGCUUUCUGUACUACAAAUAAGUUAAUUUCAAAGCUUUUUUAGGUUCUCAGCCCUGUGACCCAUAGACUAUGCUUUCCUGAAUUGGCUGAGAUGUUGAUUUCAAACUCUCUUAAGAUUGGUAUCAUAUUGCUCUGUAGCUCUUGGAAAACCCUAAGGGUGAGAUUUAGAGAACACUGGAAUGGUUAAAGGGUGUAAUUGGAAAUACUGAAGUGCUUCAAGGCUUAAACUUUGAAUUGCUAAAUGUAGCAAUACAGAGGAUUAUCAAGUAUAUAAUGAUGAUGGAUAGCCAGCUAAAUCUUUAUGGACGAGUCAGAGAGAGAAGGACUAUGGUAAAAAGUAAGGAAUUCUACCCUGCCUCAAAGCAACACACCAAAUUGGCCUUGUUAUUGUAUUUGGAGUUGUUUUUUGUUAAAGAAAAAACAGCUUGGAUUUGAAAGCUGCCAUAUAUUUAUACUUUUAUUUAUAUGAUUAUUUUAUUUAUAGAUCAAAUUUGGAGAUUGCCCAUCUCCUUCACAGAAUGACUUUUUAACACUGGGAUGCCAAAGAAUAUGAGCUUUGACCUGAAAAAUUGUUUGUUACAAGUCUGCAUAUGAUAAUGUGGUAUUUUGAAUUUUGGAUAAACUCCAAUAGCAGAGUGAGGGGUUGUUAGAAUAUUUUAAUCACAUACCCAUCUCCAAUGUACAGCUAUGAAUUUCUUAUAGAGAAGCUUAAAAAGAGGGGGAGGGGGAAAGUGUUAACAUUUUUUCAAAUGGUAUUUAUUUUGUUUUCAGCAAUUUUUAAAAGUUUUCUGACAUAACAUGAUUUAAUGUCAAAUAUCACACAUUCUUUGCUUUUCAGUAUAUAUCUUUUUAAAUUCUUUCUUUGAUGUGGGAGCAUUUUUUGUUGCUCGGACCCACAUUUUCUGAUGAAUUGUUUUAACACUCAGCACACCGAUGAAAUAAAGCACCAGACUUUCUUGUUUGAGACUAGUGUUUCUUACUGUGUAUUUCCACAUGUUCUACUGUGCAUCUUUGGUUCAUACACAAAAAUAAAUGUAUUCAUUCCUACUCUAUACAUAGUAGAAAAAUCCAUGACUGUACGCAAGCAGAAGAGGAAAUAAAGCAAUGUAACUUCUAAA